Aspergillus saccharolyticus JOP 1030-1 is the source of this 1851-nucleotide messenger RNA. RefSeq lists its product as uncharacterized. Gene Ontology annotation, molecular function: oxidoreductase activity; copper ion binding. The record is from RefSeq and is a predicted model, not a curated record. NCBI's taxonomy places the organism in Eukaryota, Fungi, Ascomycota, Eurotiomycetes, Eurotiales, Aspergillaceae. Bases 1 to 1851 code for a protein of 616 amino acids. The transcript has 3 exons.
AUGGUCUCCUGGUUACCCUUUUUCCUUCGCGGUGCAUCAGCCCUCAGUGCGGCUUGUAAUACCAGUGAUGAGAACAGCCGCUAUCCGUAUGGGACCCUGCCCACCAACUAUCUUGCCCCAUCUAUCCAUGACGAGGGAGCUCCUCAAUCUCCACCAUGGCGAGACGUUUCUCCAUUCGGACGGCCCCCUGACACUGGCGUCACACGCCACUAUGACUUUACCGUGAUGCGCGACACCACCUCACCCGAUGGAUACCAGAAAAAUGCCAUGCUGAUCAACGGGCAAUUUCCCGGGCCAUUGAUUGAGGCCAACUGGGGGGAUAUCAUCUCCGUCACGGUGAACAACAUGAUCACGACCGGGACGGAGGAAGGGCUGGCCAUGCACUGGCAUGGGAUCACUCAGAAAGGAACCCCUUGGGCGGAUGGCGUCCCGGGGGUUUCGCAAUGUCCCAUUGUGCCCCGAUCCAGGUUCACCUACACCUUCCAAGCCGAUCAAUAUGGGACUGGGUGGUAUCAUUCCCAUUACAGUGCCCAAUUGACCGACGGAGUCUUUGGCCCGAUGGUCAUUCAUGGUCCCACCCACGUGGAUUAUGAUUAUGACCUCGGGGCCGUCAUGAUAUCUGAGUAUCAUCACCUGGAUUAUUGGUCGACCUUGGUCGAGAUUUUUAUGAGACCCCCCGUCAUCCCGAAUGUCGACAACAACUUGACCAAUGGCCGCGGAAUGUACAAUUGCAACGGGACCAACUGCAGCGCUGGUCCCAGUCUUUCCCGGUUUCAGUUCAAGAGCGGCAAAGUCCAUCGACUCAGGCUGUUGAACACGGGUUCCAAUGCGAACCAGAAGAUUAGCAUAGAUGGUCAUACCUUGACCGUGAUCGCAACCGACUACAUCCCGAUCAAGCCCUACAACACAGAAGUCGUCACCUUAGGCCCGGGGCAACGCACUGAUAUCCUCGUCAAGGCGACUGGAAACGUUCGAGAUGCGUACUGGAUGCGUUCAUCGAUUGACAUGGAAUGUCUGAACUCCACGGCUACCUAUCCCACCGGCACAGCGGCCAUCUACUACGAAGACGCAGACACCACGGUUUGGCCCACGUCCACCAGCACUGCCACCUGGCAGAGCAACAAUUGUGCCGGCGAACCCCUCUCCCUCACCGUCCCGUACUAUGCCCUGCCGCCUCCUCACUCGCCGGCCACCACCGAGACCAUGGAGAUCAACGUCGGCCAGAAUGCCACGGGACAUUUCCUCUGGUACUUCAACAACGCCACCUUCCGCGCCAACUACAACGCUCCGCUGCUCCUCCUGGGCCGGACUGGCAACUUCUCCUCGCCAUACUACGCCAACGCCAACACCUAUAAUUAUGGCUCCAACUCCAGCGUGCGCAUCAUUUUCAACAACAUCUACCCGAUGCAGCAUCCGCUCCAUCUGCACGGCCACAACUUCUGGGUUCUAGCCGAGGGACGAGGGGCGUGGGACGGCGUCAUCACGAAUCCCUCAAAUCCCCUGCGUCGAGACACCCAUAUCGUGCAGUCGGGCACCACGGAGAACCCGGCGUAUGUUGUGUUGGAAUGGGAGCUCAACCACCCGGGCGUCUGGCCUCUGCACUGCCACAUGUCGUUUCAUGUGAGCGCGGGGCUUUCGUUGAACAUCAUUGUACGUUUUCCCUCGGUCGAACGGCUCUCCGCGGUUGGCGGUUUCCAGCAGCGUUAUCGGGGGAUCCAUGCUAAUCCUCUCCAGGAACAACCAUCCGAAGUCGAGCAGCUUCAGAUCCCGGCUUCUCUGGCGCAGACGUGUCGCGAAUGGGCCGUAUUCAGUGGGGAGGAGUUUGUGGAUGAGAUCGAUUCGGGGGUUUGA